Molecule: messenger RNA, 6968 nt
Organism: Myiozetetes cayanensis
Lineage: Eukaryota; Metazoa; Chordata; Aves; Passeriformes; Tyrannidae
Gene: PSME4
Product: proteasome activator subunit 4
Exons: 47
Coding region: 63-5525 (1820 amino acids)
Biological process (GO): proteasomal ubiquitin-independent protein catabolic process
Cellular component (GO): spermatoproteasome complex; nucleus; cytosol
Molecular function (GO): proteasome binding; peptidase activator activity
Source: RefSeq, a predicted model, not a curated record
GGAGCGGGGCGGGCGGGGCGCGGCGGCCGCGGUCACCACCGGCCCUCCCGGGCAGCGCCGACAUGGCCCGGCCGCCGCAGAAGGAGAUCGUCUACAACAAGCUGCUGCCCUACGGCGAGCGCCUGGAGGCCGAGGCCGCCCGCUUCCUCCAGCACAUCAAGGGCAACCUGGCCCGCGCCGUGCAGCUGCAGGAGCUCUGGCCCGGCGGGCUCUUCUGGACCAGGAAGCUCUCGACGUACAUCCGCCUGUACGGCAGGAAGUUCAACAGAGAGGAUCACGUGCUGUUCAUCAAACUGCUCUAUGAGUUGGUGACCAUUCCCAGGCUGGAGAUCAGCAUGAUGCAGGGCUUUGCACGGCUGCUCAUAAACCUGCUGAAGAAAAAAGAGCUGCUUUCCAGGGAUGAUUUGGAGUUGCCAUGGAGACCGCUUUAUGAAAUGCUGGAGAGGAUAUUGUACUCCAAAACAGAACAUCUGGGAUUAAAUUGGUUUCCCAAUUCUGUAGAAAGUGUCCUGAAAACCCUUGUGAAGAGCUGCAGGCCGUAUUUCCCAGAAGACGCCACUGGGGAGAUGCUGGAUGAGUGGAGGCCUUUGAUGUGUCCCUUUGAUGUGACCAUGCAGAAGGCAAUCACCUACUUCGAACUCUUCCUGCCCACCACCCUCCCCCCUGAGCUGCACCACAAGGGCUUCAGGCUUUGGUUUGAUGAAUUUAUAGGCCUUUGGGUGUCAGUUCAAAAUCUUCCCCAGUGGGAAGGGCAUCUGGUGAACCUCUUUGCUCGCCUGGCCACAGACAACAUCGGGUACAUAGACUGGGAUCCGUAUGUUCCAAAGAUUUUUACUAGGAUUCUGAGGAGUUUGAAUCUUCCAGUGGGGAGCAAUCAGGUGGUUGUUCCGAGGUUCUUGACAAACGCUUACGAUGUAGGACAUGCAGUCAUGUGGAUCACAGCCAUGAUGGGUGGCCCAAGUAAGCUGGUGCAGAAGCACUUGUCUGGCCUGUUCAAUAGCAUUGCCUCUUUCUACCAUCCCUCCAACAACGGGCGCUGGCUGAACAAGCUGAUGAAGCUGCUGCAGAGGCUGCCCAGUGGUGUGGUGAGGAGGCUGCACCGCGAGCGCUACAAGAAGGCCACCUGGUUGACUCCCGUGCCCGAGAGCCACAAGCUCACGGACCAGGACGUGACGGACUUUGUGCAGUGCAUCAUCCAGCCUGUUCUCCUGGCCAUGUUCAGUAAAACGGGGAGCCUGGAGGCUGCCCAGGCCCUGCAGAACCUGGCCCUGAUGCGCCCUGAGUUAGUAAUUCCACCUGUGCUUGAGAGGACAUACCCUGCUCUGGAGACCCUGACGGAGCCCCAUCAGCUGACAGCCACCCUGAGCUGUGUCAUCGGGGUGGCUCGCAGCCUGGUGUGCGGGGGGAGGUGGUUUCCUGAAGGUCCAACUCACAUGCUACCUCUGCUGAUGAGAGCCCUGCCCGGGGUGGAUCCCAACGACUUCAGCAAGUGCAUGAUUACAUUCCAGUUCAUUGCAACGUUUUCUACUUUGGUGCCUUUAGUAGACUGUUCAUCUGUAUUGCAAGAGAGAGAUGAUCUUUCAGAGGUGGAAAGGGAGCUGUGCUCUGCAUCUGCUGAAUUUGAGGAUUUUGUGCUGCAGUUUAUGGAUAGGUGCUUUGGCCUUAUAGAGAGCAGCACGCUAGAACAAACCAGAGAGGAGACUGAGACUGAGAAAAUGACUCACCUGGAGAGUCUGGUGGAACUGGGACUCUCUUCUACUUUCAGUACAAUCCUUACUCAGUGUUCAAAGGACAUCUUUAAGGUUGCCUUGGAGAAGGUUUUUAACUUUGCUGUUUCAAAUAUAUUUGAGACGAGAGUUGCUGGUCGAAUGGUCGCCGACAUGUGCCGAGCUGCAGUGAAAUGCCGCCCCGAGGAGUCCCUGAAGCUGUUUGUGCCCCACUGCUGCAACGUUAUAACUCACCUCACAGUCAAUGAUGAUGUGUUACGUGAUGAAGAACUAGAUAAGGAGCUGCUUUGGAAUCUUCAGCUUUUGUCAGAGAUCACUCGUGUGGAUGGAAAGCAGCUGCUUGUGUACAGGGAGCAGUUUGGGAAGAUACUGCAGCGCACCCUCCACUUAACCUGUAAGCAGGGUUACAUUCUGUCUUGUAACCUACUGCACCACCUUCUUCGUUCUGCUACACUUAUCUACCCCACAGAGUACUGCAGUGUGCCAGGUGGCUUUGACAAGCCUCUUUCUGAAUACUUUCCUAUCAAGGACUGGGGUAAACCAGGUGACCUGUGGAACUUGGAUAUCCAGUGGCAUGUUCCCUCGUCUGAGGAAAUAGACUUUGCUUUUUAUUUGCUGGAUACUUUCCUGCAGCCUGAGCUCACCAGGCUGGAGCUCUAUGCCCUUGGAGAACUGGAGAUGUCCAGAGAUGAUGUGCAGCAGAGUCUUGCCAUUGUGCAUAACUGCCUCAUUGGCUCUGGGAACAUUCUGCCUCCUCUGAAAGGAGAAAGGGUGGCUCAUCUGGUCCCAAGUCUGGUGUCUUUGGAAGAGACAAAACUGUACACUGGUGUUGACUAUGAUUUCUCGAGGGAGAAUUACCGAGAAACAAUUGCAAGGGUUACAAGGAAAUUGCUGCGCUACAUUCUUGAUCAUUCAGAAGAUGACACCAAGUCUCUGUUCCUAAUAAUAAAGAUUAUUAGUGAUGUUCUACAGUUCCAGGGGUCUCACAAGCACGAGUUUGACUCACGAUGGAAGAGCUUUAAUCUGGUGAAAAAAUCGAUGGAGAACAGGCUUCAAGGAAAGAAACAACAUAUCAGAGCUCUGCUGAUUGACAGGGUUAUGUUGCAGCAUGAGCUGAGAACACUAACGAUGGAAGGCUGUGAAUAUAAAACUUCCCACCAGGAGAUGAUCAGGGAUCUUCUGUGUUUGUCCACGAGUUCAUAUGGUCAGGUGAGGAGUAAAGCUCAGCAGGCAUUCUUCACAGCUCUGGGGACCUACAACUUCUGCUGCAGAGACAUCAUUCCCUUGGUUCUGGAGUUCCUGCGCCCCGACCGCCAGGAUGUCACCCAAAAGCAAUUUAAAGGUGCCUUAUAUUGUCUCCUUGGAAAUCACAGCGGGGUGUGCUUGGCAAACCUUCACGACUGGGACUGUAUUGCACAGACAUGGCCAGCCAUUGUCUCUUCUGGGCUUAGCAAAGCCAUGUCCUUGGAAAAACCGUCCAUAGUCAGACUCUUCGAUGACCUUGCAGAAAAAAUCCAUCGGCAGUACGAAACCAUUGGGCUGGAUUUCACAGUCCCAGAGAAAUGCAUGGGGGCAGCUGUUAUGCUGCAGAAGUCAGUUCAUCCAGACUCAGACUUCACGGGUCUUGGUUCCGAGGAAAUCCAGCUGGGAAUUCAGCGACAGAAGGAGAAGAGUGCUGAGGCUCUGCGAAACUAUGAAAACUUGGUCAACAAGCUGCUGGACUGCGUGGAACAGAGAAACCUGCCCUGGAAGUUCGAGCACAUCAGCAUUGGCUUCCUGUCCCUGCUGCUGAGGGAUGACAGGCCCCUGCCCGCCCGGGCCAUCAGGUUCUUCGUGCAGUGUCUCAACCACGACGCCAUCGUGGUCAGGAAGGUGGCCAUCUCAGCUGUGGCUGGGAUUCUCAAGCAGCUCAAGAGAACACACAAGAAAGUGCCCAUCUGCCCUUACGAAAUAAGUGGGAGCCCGAAGCCUUCCAGGAUCCAGGCUGGUGACAGACCCGACAACCAGUGGCUGCACUACAACAGCCAGAGCUUACCAAAGACCAGGGAGGCUUGGGAAUCCUGUUGUUUUGUGGAGAAAACACACUGGGGGUACUACACCUGGCCACAAACCAUGACAGUUUAUGCUCCUGCUGAGCACCAACCAAAGCUUGGCCGAAGGAGGGAUGAGCUGACAGAGGCAGAACAAAUUAUAUACGAUCACUUUUCUGAUCCCAAGUUUGUGGAGCAGUUAAUAAAAUUUUUGUCUUUAGAAGACAGAAAAGGAAAGGACAAAUUUAAUCCUCGCAGAUUUUGCCUCUUCAAGGGCCUUUUCAGGAACUUUGAUGAUGCCUUUCUGCCGGUUCUCCAGCCCCACCUGGAGCAGCUGGUUGCAGACUCCCACGAGAGCACCCAGAGAUGUGUGGCUGAAAUCAUAGCUGGGCUAAUAAGGGGUUCCAAGCACUGGACCUUUGAGAAGGUGGAAAAACUUUGGAAGCUUCUGUGUCCCCUGCUCCGAACAGCUUUAUCCAACAUCACAGUGGAGACCUACAAUGACUGGGGCACCUGCAUUGCAACCUCCUGUGAGAGCAGAGAUCCCAGGAAACUGCACUGGUUGUUUGAAUUGCUGUUGGAAUCUCCACUGAGUGGAGAAGGAGGAUCGUUUGUAGAUGCCUGCCGCCUGUACGUGCUGCAGGGGGGCCUUGCCCAGCAGGAGUGGAGGGUGCCAGAGCUGCUGCACAGGCUGCUCAAGUACCUGGAGCCCAAACUCACCCAGGUGUACAAAAACGUCCGGGAGAGAAUAGGAAGUGUAUUGACCUACAUAUUCAUGAUUGAUGUUUCCUUGCCAAACACUGCUCCAACUAAAUCUCCUCGUGUCCAUGAAUUCACUACCCGGAUACUUGAAAACCUCAAACCCCUCAUGGAGGCGGAUGAAGAGAUUCAGAAUCACGUGAUGGAGGAGAAUGGAGUUGGGGAACAGGAUGAGCGAACUCAGGGCAUUAAACUCUUGAAAACCAUUCUGAAGUGGUUGAUGGCGAGUGCGGGACGGUCUUUCUCUACAGCUGUCACAGAGCAACUCCAGCUUUUACCUUUGUUCUUCAAGAUUGCACCCGUAGAAAAUGACAAUAGUUACGAUGAGCUCAAGAGAGAUGCAAAGAUGUGUCUGUCGUUGAUGUCUCAGGGUUUGCUGUAUCCUCAGCAAGUGCCUUUGGUACUUCAGGUGCUAAAACAAACAGCAAGAAGCAAUUCCUGGCACGCCCGUUACACCAUACUGACCUACCUCCAGACCAUGGUGUUCUACAACCUCUUCAUCUUCCUCAACAACAGCGAGGCUGUCGAUGACAUCAGGUGGCUGGUCAUACAGCUGCUGGAGGACGAGCAGCUCGAGGUGAGGGAGAUGGCGGCCACCACGCUCAGCGGGCUCCUGCAGUGCAACUUCCUCUCCAUGGACCAGCCCAUGCAGACACACUUCGAGCAGCUCUGCAAGAUGAGGCUGCCCAAGAAACGGAAACGGGACCUGGGCUCCGUGGGGGACACCAUUCCUUCUGGGGAGCUGGUGAAGCGCCACGCCGGGGUCCUGGGGCUCAGCGCCUGCAUCCUCUCCAGUCCCUACGACGUGCCCACCUGGAUGCCCCAGCUCCUCAUGGAUCUCAGCGCCCACCUGAACGAUCCCCAGCCUAUUGAGAUGACUGUGAAGAAGACGCUGUCCAAUUUCCGGAGGACCCACCACGACAACUGGCAGGAGCAUAAACAGCAGUUCACGGACGACCAGCUCCUGGUGCUCACUGACCUCCUGGUCUCACCCUGCUAUUAUGCAUAGGUUUCUCCUGGGACAACGAGGAUAUAGGAACUUGUCUGCGAAAUAAAGGAAACUCAAAAGCAAUUGAUCAUGUAGAGAACUUUGUGUUGGAAAUCCUGAUGCCUAAUCAAACCCCACUUUAAAAUACAAACAUAAGGACCUGGUUCUACCCAAAAGGAAUUUCACCUCCCCAGGAAGCAGCUGUGGCAGCCCCACAGUCCUCUCGAGGCUGCGCUUGCAGGGCCUGAUCGUGAGUUCAUGGCAAGACCCUCCUCCUGGGCCUACACCACACAUCACUCUUGUUUCUGCUUCCUUGCACACGGUGACCUCCACUGCACACUUCCCACGCUCCUGUCCUGCCCCCGUUCCCAGCUGACUCCAGCAUUAAAGAUAUGCAGAACCGGAGAGUGCCGCGCCCCGGAGUCUUCCCUGUGGAGCUCUCCGUCCCUCCCCUGGUCAGCACACAAUCCCGGGAGCCUGCCUUCCUCAGAGUUUAUUUUUCACUCCUGGGAUUUGGGUCUCUCUCAUUCAGCCAGCUCAGGGCAGGAUUGCCUUUUUGUACCUUCCUCGUGCAAAUGUAAAUAGCUGAUGCCCGUGCGGUGCAGGUGGUGGCAGGCAGAGCGUGGGCAGUGACAGCUCUUGCUGCCUGGCCAGGCCUUUGGAGGGAACUUGGCCAUGGGUGGAAUAAAAAUCUGUGAUUAUCUGCGUAUGGGUAAGGGGAAAAGGCUGACUUCUCCGUGUAAUUAGAGCCCAAGAUAGGAAAUGAUGGACUGUAAGUGGUGGUUGAACUCAAGGAAUGAUGUGUAUGCACAGUGUGGAAAGGCAGUUUAUAACAGUGUAUCCUCAUAAAGAUUGUCACUGUUUGAGCAAACAUAUCUCGUUUGAAGAUUGUGGAAGCUCUGUGUUUUUUUGCCUGCAGCUUUGUUCAGAGACUGGUAUGAAUUGGCUGUUUAAUAACCUGUUUAAUAUGUGUUACAUAGUUGUAAAAGACUGUAUAAAUUGUAGAGGCAUUGCAUUGACAAAACAUUGUACAGUUUGCAACCUUUUACAUAACACCAUUGUGAGAUUAAUUUGUAAAGAUUCAUACUUAGAUGUUAAUACGGUAGUGGUUCUGGCUUUUGUAUCAAAUCAAAUGCCAUUCUUAGUUUUUUAAAUUAUUUUCUUUAACGGAAUCUCUCUUUGUGCCCGAGCGGCAGAGGGUUUGUUUUGGUUUUCCUGUAUCUCAUCCUGGCUGUGUCCCAUCCAGAUCUCACUGCACCACGUGUGGCCGUCUCUAAACGCUGCCAUCGCACCCCCAGGUGUGCUCCCCUCGUGGACCUGGAGUGUGUUCCAUCUCCCCCGCAGCCCCCGGGGCAGCGCUGUCAGCGCCCGGAUGGAUGUCCACGAUGUAUAGCGUAGUGCCAAACUCUGAGUUCCACUGUGUACCUAGUGAAAGACCCAAUAAACGGACUGUUUGUAACAACC